AUGCCUGUGCGGAAAAAGCAUGGACCGUACGAUAUCAUCGCCGACGACGUGUAUGACUGCCGGAUACCACUACACAACGAACUCGCCUAUCAACAUGGAAUUCAUUUUGAAGCCAAGUAUGUCGGCAGCAUGGAAAUACCCCGACCGGGAACUCGCAUCGAAAUUGUUGCUGCAAUGCGGCGAGUUCGGUAUGAAUUCAAAGCCCGAGGUAUCAAAAAGCGCCCAGUCGACAUUACGGUAUCCGUCGACGGCGUCAAAGUGGUUCUUCAACGCAAGAAACAAAAAGAUAAAGGGUUGUCUUGGGAUGAAUCCAAAUUGCUUGUCAUGUUUCAUCCAAUUUACAGAAUAUUUUAUGUCUCUCAUGACUCUCAAGAUUUGCAAAUAUUCUCCUACAUUGCCAGGGACGGGGCAACCAACGUCAGCUGCCAGCCAGUUGAAAAGAGAAAAGAAUCAAGCUCGAUCCGCAAGAAGCACGCCUGCAUUUUUCCGCCAACACUGAAAGAAGCUUGCCUUUCGGGCGCCAGUCGCAUUGAUUUUUAUUCCGAAGAGUUCACUGACGAACCAGUCAUGAUUCGGUUUGAUCCCGAUGAAAGCUCAGAAAUGAGCGAGGAGAAAAGGUUUUACUACCUUCGUCUCAUGGCCAAACCGGGCGGAAAGCCAAUCAAGACUAAAUUUGUCACGUGGUCACGUGAUGGCGAUGCAAAUGCAUCAAGUAGUAGCGAUCAACAACUUGAGAGUCAGGCUAUGCGAGUGGUACGAACAAUCGGGCAAGCUUUUGAGGUGUGCCAUAAGGUUGCACAAGAUCAAAUGCAAGAGAAGCAUGAAGAUGAUGCAGCGAAGAGUAAAAUAUCUAUGCAAUCCGAGGAAGAAGCUGGACCUGCUCUUGACGUCAUCGAAGAGCGUGCAACCAAAGAAGAAGAUAGUCGAAGCACGUCUCCCACGGAGGGUCCACCAGUCGGAGGACCACUUUAUGGAAAACGAUUGUCGCUGUUUCAGCCUCGUAAGGCCUCAACAGCAAGUUCCUCUGGAGGAACUGCUAUCGACACAACUGUCGUUGGGGAGCAACUCUUAGAAAUAUCAAAUACACUCAAUCCCGUUUUGAAUUCAAAAGCACCGGAAUCAGUGCCGCAAGUAUUACCGCAAUCAACAAUGCCAUUUGGCCAACAACAACAGAUGCAGCAACAACCACUUCAACCAAAACAAUCCCAAAGUCUUCUUGGGAUUCAAUCGCAGCAGUUCAACACGCUUCCAACGCAAAUGCCAAGUGCACAGACAUUACCAUCCAUGUCGGAUAUGCAGCAACAACAACAAUCUCAACAAGCGCGUAUAAUGACCAUGCCAUCAAAUAUGCAAUAUCCUUCGGCUACGAUGCCCCAUUCUCGAACAUGGGGUGCUGCUCCAGUUCCUUCUUAUCCUCAAUCUAUGCAAUCGUUAGAGCAAAAUAUUCCAAUGUACUCUCCUCAAAUGUCGGGUAUUCUUCCUUCCUCAUCGUCGCUUCCUUUCGGACUUUCAUCACCUGUAAUGGUCUCACCGUAUGCAACUCUUCAAUUAAAUAUGCCUCAGCAACCGCAUCAGCCUCCUCCUAGCUUAGAUCCUAGUGAAGCUGGAUCUCAAUUUACGCUUGAACACUUGAACCAACAGCUGAUGCGUUCGCAACUAGAUCAAGCUCAGCAGUCUGUUCAAGUGGCUGGCUGCCAAGUUCAAUUGCUACGAGAUCAACUAACUUCUGAAACAACAGCAAGACUAGAAGCGCAGUCUCGAACUCAUCAAUUACUUUCUGCAAAUAGGGAGCUUUUAGAGCAGGUACAGAGUUUGGUUUCAAGACUUCAAAUGUUAGAAUCGAAAAUCACGAACGAAAUUCAUCAAGGAACAACACAAACAUCCAGUUCUCAAGGUCCGGCGAGAAUAAUUCCUCUCGCCAUCGAUCAAUCCGACCCACGAAUACCAACAGCUUCCAAUAUUCGAAUGAAUCAUCCAUAUCAAGUUCAACCAUUGGCAGAUUUGCGUUCCGGCUCCUUGCCCCCCGUGAAGGAAACGAAAGAGCGAAGAAAAAUUGAAGAUGGAGCUAGAACUGAGCCAGAAAGCAAUGCUGAGGACACCACGGAUUAUUCGAGCAGUGAUCAAUAUGAAAAAACAUCGGCAGUCCGCCCAUCGCAUUUCAAUAUACUCAUGUCAAAUCCACUUGUUGACAUUAAUGUGCCAUCAGUUGCAGCAAUGUCCUCGAAAGCCAAUGAUCCGGAUACGGAAGAGCUAAAUUUGACUCCGAUCAAACGAGAACGACGCGGAACAAGCGGCAUCUUGAAAGGCGACAAAGACUUUUCCCGAAUGUCUUUUAACGCGAGAUUAAUGCGUGAAAAAGAGAAAGAACGCGAGAUUUUCGAAGAGCCAGUUGAACAAGAGUUCAUCACACCAGCUGAAAAAUCGCCGCCAAAGAAAACGACUAUUGAUUCACUAUUUUCUCAACCAGAUGAUCAAAAAGUAGGAGAACUUGAAAAAGAAAUAUCUACUCGUAAAGAAACUCAAGCUCCACAAUAUCUUUUGGCAUCAGGACCAGCAAGUUCGUCCAUCGUUACUGCUAUGUAUCCACCAAUGAAAAAUUCGGUAUCAUCAUUUGCCAAGCCCAAGGUUGAUGUAUUCCGCAAGAAGACAUUAAAGACCUUAUCGGUGGAUAUGCAAGAUGAACCAUCAAGCAGUGAUUCGAAUAAAAACCCAUUAUUCCUACAUCAACAGCAUCAGCAACAGCAGCAACAGCAAAAGAAGAAAGAUGUUGAACUAAAAGACAUUGAAGAUUAUAUUAACCGAAAUGUAGAUCGAUCGAAACUACCCGAGACAUCAUUGCUAACCCGGUUAACACGCCAAGCCCAUGGCGACAGCAAUAUACCCAAUGGAUAUCCGCAGUGA
Caenorhabditis bovis is the source of this 2901-nucleotide messenger RNA. The record is from the annotation of a GenBank genome assembly. Lineage: Eukaryota; Metazoa; Nematoda; Chromadorea; Rhabditida; Rhabditidae.